ACGGGCACGGUCAUCCCGGCCAGGCCCGGCUCCAGCAGCCCCACGGCCGCCGCCGAAGUUCUGCGCGGCCCGUCGCCCCGGCGGAGCCUCUGGCAGGCCCCUGAGCUGGUUUUUUGGGGCCUGGCUGGGGGAGGAGGAAGCCGAGCAGGAGGGCUCUGGAGAGGGAGGGCAACGCGGGGCGGGGAGCCACCGCCUUCCUCAUAAACAGGCGGGCGUGGGCGCCGACGGGGCCCCCGGGGAGCCCUGGCUGAGGGCGGUGAGCUGAGCUAGAUCCCGGGGAGCUGUGGCCGGCGCCCCUGCCGGUUCCCUGAGCAGCGGACGUUCGUGCUGGGAGGGCGGCGGGUUGGAAGCAGGGGCCACCAUGGCUAGUGGCAGCUGUCAGGGGUGCGAGGAGGACGAGGAAACUCUGAAGAAGUUGAUAGUCAGGCUGAACAAUGUCCAGGAAGGUAAACAGAUAGAAACGCUGGUCCAAAUCCUGGAGGAUCUGCUGGUGUUCACGUACUCCGAGCACGCCUCCAAGUUAUUUCAAGGCAAAAAUAUCCAUGUGCCUCUGUUGAUCGUCUUGGACUCGUAUAUGAGAGUCGCGAGUGUGCAGCAGGUGGGUUGGUCACUUCUGUGCAAAUUAAUAGAAAUCUGCCCGGGUACAAUGCAAAGCUUAAUGGGACCCCAGGAUGUUGGAAAUGAUUGGGAAGUCCUUGGUGUUCACCAAUUGAUUCUUAAAAUGCUAACAGUUCAUAAUGCCAGUGUAAACUUGUCAAUGAUUGGACUGAAGACCUUAGAUCUCCUCCUAACUUCAGGUAAAAUCACCUUACUGAUAUUGGAUGAAGAAAGUGAUAUUUUCAUGUUAAUUUUUGAUGCCAUGCACUCAUUUCCAGCCAAUGAUGAAAUCCAGAAACUUGGAUGCAAAGCUUUACAUGUGCUGUUUGAAAGAGUCUCAGAGGAGCAACUAACUGAAUUUGUUGAGAACAAAGAUUAUAUGAUAUUGUUAAGUGCGUUAACAAAUUUUAAAGAUGAAGAGGAAAUUGUGCUUCAUGUACUGCAUUGUUUACAUUCCCUAGCAAUUCCUUGCAAUAAUGUGGAAGUCCUCAUGAGUGGCAAUGUCAGGUGUUAUAAUAUUGUGGUGGAAGCUAUGAAAGCAUUCCCUAUCAGUGAAAAAAUUCAAGAAGUGAGUUGCUGUUUGCUCCAUAGGCUUACAUUAGGUAAUUUUUUUAAUAUCCUGGUAUUAAACGAAGUCCAUGAAUUUGUGGUGAAAGCUGUGCAGCGGUACCCAGAGAACGCAGCAUUACAGAUCUCAGCGCUCAGCUGUUUGGCCCUCCUCACUGAGACCAUUUUCUUAAAUCAAGAUUUAGAGGAAAAGAAUGAGAAUCAAGAGAAUGAUGAUGAGGGGGAAGAAGUUAAAUUGUUUUGGCUGGAAGCCUGUUACAAAGCGUUAACGUGGCAUAGAAAGAACAAGCACGUGCAGGAGGCUGCAUGCUGGGCACUAAAUAAUCUCCUUAUGUACCAAAACAGUUUACAUGAGAAGAUUGGAGAUGAAGAUGGCCAUUUCCCAGCUCAUAGGGAAGUGAUGCUGUCCAUGCUGAUGCAUUCAUCAUCAAAGGAAGUUUUCCAGGCAUCUGCUAAUGCAUUGUCAACUCUUUUAGAACAAAAUGUUAAUUUCAGAAAAAUCCUGUUAUCAAAAGGAAUAUACCUGAAUGUUUUGGAGUUAAUGCAGAAGCAUAUACAUUCUCCUGAAGUGGCUGAAAGUGGCUGUAAAAUGCUAAAUCAUCUUUUUGAAGGAAGCAACACAUCCCUGGAUACAAUGGCAGCAGUGCUCCCCAAAAUAAUAACAGUUAUGAAAAGUCAUGAGACAUCAUUACCAGUGCAGCUGGAGGCGCUUCGAGCUAUUUUACAUUUUAUAGUGCCAGGCAUGCCAGAAGAAUCCAGAGAGGAUGCAGAAUCUCAUCGUAAGCUAAAUAUGGUUAAAAAACAGUGUUUCAAGAAUGAUAUUCACAAACUGGUCCUAGCAGCUUUGAACAGGUUCAUUGGAAAUCCUGGGAUUCAGAAAUGUGGAUUAAAAGUAAUUUCUUUUAUUGCACAUUUUACUGAUGCAUUAGGGGUGUUAUCCCUGGAAGGUGCUGUGGAUUCAGUGCUUCACACACUGCAGAUGUAUCCAGAUGACCAAGAAAUUCAGUGUCUGGGUUUAAGUCUUAUAGGAUGCUUGAUUACAAAGAAGAAUUUAUGCAUAGGAACUGGACAUCUGCUGGCAAAAAUUCUGGCUUCCAGCUUAUACCGAUUUAAGGAUGUUGCUGAAGUACAGACUGAAGGAUUUCAGACAAUCUUAGCAAUCCUCAAAUUGUCAGCAUCUUUUUCUAAGCUGCUGGUGCAUCAUUCGUUUGACUUAGUAAUAUUCCAUCAAAUGUCUUCCAGUAUCAUGGAACAAAAGGAUCAACAGUUUCUAAACCUCUGUUGCAAGUGUUUUGCAAAAGUAGCUAUGGAUGAUGACUUAAAAAAUAUGAUGCUAGAGAGAGCGUGUGAUCAGAAUAACAGCAUCAUGGUUGAAUGCUUGCUUCUAUUAGGAGCAGAUGCCAAUCAAGCAAAGGAGGGAACUUCUUUAAUUUGUCAGGUAUGUGAGAAAGAGAGCAGUCCCAAAUUGGUGGAACUCUUAUUGAAUAGUGGAUCUCGUGAACAAGAUGUACGAAAAGCGCUGACAAUAAGCAUUGGGAAAGGCGACAGCCAGAUCAUCAGCUUGCUCUUAAGGAGGCUGGCCCUGGACAUGGCCAACAAUAGCAUUUGCCUUGGAGGGUUUUGUAUAGGAAAAGUUGAACCUUCUUGGCUUGGUCCUUUAUUUCCAGAUAAGACUUCUAAUUUAAGGAAACAAACAAAUAUAGCAUCUACACUAGCAAGAAUGGUGAUCAGAUAUCAGAUGAAAAGUGCCAUGGAAGAAGGAGCAGCCUCAGGCAGUGAUGGAAAUUUUUCUGAAGAUGUGCUGUCUAAAUUUGAUGAAUGGACCUUUAUUCCUGACUCUUCUAUGGACAGUGUCUUUGCUCAAAGUGAUGAUCUAGAUAGUGAAGGAAGUGAAGGCUCAUUUCUUGUGAAAAAGAAAUCAAAUUCAAUUAGUGUAGGAGAAUUUUACCGAGAUGCCGUAUUACAACGUUGCUCACCAAAUUUGCAAAGGCAUUCCAGUUCCUUGGGGCCCAUUUUUGAUCAUGAAGAUUUACUGAGAAGAAAAAGAAAAAUAUUAUCUUCAGAUGAUUCACUCAGGUCAUCAAAACUUCAAUCCCAUAUGAGGCAUUCAGACAGCAUUUCUUCUCUGGCUUCUGAGAGAGAAUAUAUUACAUCACUAGACCUUUCAGCAAAUGAACUAAGAGAUAUUGAUGCCCUAAGCCAGAAAUCCUGUAUAAGUGGUCAUUUGGAGCAUCUUGAAAAGCUGGAGCUUCACCAGAAUGCACUCACGAGCUUUCCACAACAGCUAUGUGAAACUCUGAAGAGUUUGACACAUUUGGACUUGCACAGUAAUAAAUUUACAUCAUUUCCUUCUUACUUGUUGAAAAUGAGUUGUGUUGCUAACCUUGAUGUCUCUCGAAAUGACAUUGGACCCUCAGUGGUUUUAGAUCCUGCAGUGAAAUGUCCAACUCUGAAACAGUUUAACCUGUCAUAUAACCAGCUGUCUUCUGUUCCUGAGAACCUUGCUGAUGGGAUAGAGAAACUGGAGCAGCUCAUUUUAGAAGGAAAUAAAAUAUCAGGGAUAUGCUCCCCCUUGAGACUGAAGGAACUGAAGAUUUUAAACCUUAGUAAAAACCACAUUUCAUCCCUAUCAGAGAACUUUCUUGAGGCUUGUCCUAAAGUGGAGAGUUUCAGUGCCAGAAUGAAUUUUCUUGCUGCUAUGCCUUUCUUGCCUCCUUCCAUGACAAGCCUAAAAUUAUCUCAAAACAAAUUUACAUGUAUUCCAGAAGCAAUUUUAAAUCUUCCACACUUGCGGUCUUUAGAUAUGAGCAGCAAUGAUAUUCAAUAUCUACCAGGUCCUGCACACUGGAAAUCUUUGAACUUAAGGGAACUCUUAUUUAGCCAUAAUCAGAUCAGCAUCUUGGACUUGAGUGAAAAAGCGUAUUUAUGGUCUAGAGUAGAGAAACUGCAUCUUUCUCACAAUAAACUGAAAGAGAUUCCUCCUGAGAUUGGCUGUCUUGAAAAUCUGACAUCUCUGGAUGUCAGUUACAACUUGGAACUAAGAUCCUUUCCCAAUGAAAUGGGGAAAUUAAGCAAAAUAUGGGAUCUUCCUUUGGAUGAACUGCGUCUUAACUUUGAUUUUAAACAUAUAGGAUGUAAAGCCAAAGACAUCAUAAGGUUUCUUCAGCAGCGGUUAAAAAAGGCUGUGCCCUAUAACCGAAUGAAACUUAUGGUUGUUGGAAAUACUGGGAGUGGUAAAACCACCUUGUUGCAGCAAUUAAUGAAAACCAAGAAAUCAGAUCUUGGAAUGCAAAGUGCCACAGUUGGCAUAGAUGUGAAAGACUGGCCUAUCCAAAUAAGAGGCAAAAGAAAGAGAGAUCUCGUUCUGAAUGUGUGGGAUUUUGCAGGUCGUGAGGAAUUCUAUAGCACUCAUCCUCAUUUUAUGACGCAGCGAGCAUUGUACCUUGCUGUCUAUGACCUUAGCAAAGGACAGGCUGAAGUUGAUGCCAUGAAGCCUUGGCUCUUCAAUAUAAAGGCUCGCGCUUCUUCUUCCCCUGUGAUUCUCGUUGGCACACAUUUGGAUGUUUCUGAUGAGAGGCAGCGCAAAGCCUGCAUAGGUAAAAUCACCAAGGAACUCCUGAAUAAGCGAGGGUUCCCUGCUAUACGAGAUUACCACUUUGUGAAUGCCACCGAGGAAUCUGAUGCUUUGGCAAAACUUCGGAAAACCAUCAUAAACGAGAGCCUUAAUUUCAAGAUCCGAGAUCAGCCUGUUGUUGGACAGCUGAUUCCAGACUGCUAUGUAGAACUUGAGAAAAUCAUUUUAUCGGAGCGUAAAAAUGUGCCAAUUGAAUUUCCUGUAAUUGACCAGAAACGAUUAUUACAACUAGUGAGAGAAAAUCAGUUGCAGUUAGAUGAAAAUGAGCUUCCUCACGCAGUUCACUUUCUAAAUGAAUCAGGAGUCCUUCUUCAUUUUCAAGACCCAGCACUGCAGUUAAGUGACUUGUAUUUUGUGGAACCCAAGUGGCUUUGUAAAAUCAUGGCACAGAUUUUGACAGUGAAAGUGGAAGGUUGUCCAAAACACCCUAAGGGAAUUAUUUCACGUAGAGAUGUGGAAAAAUUUCUUUCGAAGAAAAGGAGAUUUCCAAAGAACUACAUGUCACAGUAUUUUAAGCUCCUAGAAAAAUUCCAGAUUGCUUUGCCAAUAGGAGAAGAAUAUUUGCUGGUUCCAAGCAGUUUGUCUGACCACAGGCCUGUGAUAGAGCUUCCCCAUUGUGAGAACUCUGAAAUUAUCAUCCGACUAUAUGAAAUGCCUUAUUUUCCAAUGGGAUUUUGGUCGAGGUUAAUCAAUCGAUUACUUGAGAUUUCACCUUACAUGCUUUCAGGGAGAGAACGAGCACUUCGCCCAAACAGAAUGUAUUGGCGACAAGGCAUCUACUUAAAUUGGUCUCCUGAAGCUUAUUGUCUGGUAGGAUCUGAAGUCUUAGACAAUCACCCAGAGAGUUUCUUAAAAAUUACAGUUCCUUCUUGUAGAAAAGGCUGUAUUCUUUUGGGCCAAGUUGUGGACCACAUUGAUUCUCUCAUGGAGGAAUGGUUUCCUGGGUUGCUGGAGAUUGAUAUUUGUGGUGAAGGAGAAACUCUGUUGAAGAAAUGGGCAUUAUAUAGUUUUAAUGAUGGUGAAGAGCAUCAAAAAAUCUUACUUGAUGACUUGAUGAAGAAAGCAGAGGAAGGAGAUCUCUUAGUAAAUCCAGAUCAACCAAGGCUCACCAUUCCAAUAUCUCAGAUUGCCCCUGACUUGAUUUUGGCUGACCUGCCUAGAAAUAUUAUGUUGAAUAAUGAUGAGCUGGAAUUUGAACAAGCUCCAGAGUUUCUCCUAGGUGAUGGCAGUUUUGGAUCAGUUUAUCGAGCAGCCUAUGAAGGAGAAGAAGUGGCUGUGAAGAUUUUUAAUAAACACACAUCACUUAGGCUGUUAAGACAAGAGCUGGUGGUGCUUUGCCACCUCCACCACCCCAGUUUGAUAUCUUUGCUGGCAGCUGGUAUUCGUCCCCGGAUGUUGGUGAUGGAGUUAGCCUCCAAGGGUUCCUUGGAUCGCCUGCUUCAGCAGGACAAAGCCAGCCUCACUAGAACCCUACAGCACAGGAUUGCACUCCAUGUGGCUGAUGGUUUGAGAUACCUCCAUUCAGCCAUGAUUAUAUACCGAGACUUGAAGCCCCACAAUGUGCUGCUUUUCACACUGUAUCCCAAUGCUGCCAUCAUUGCAAAGAUUGCUGACUACGGCAUUGCUCAGUACUGCUGUAGAAUGGGGAUAAAAACGUCAGAGGGCACACCAGGGUUUCGUGCACCUGAAGUUGCCAGAGGAAAUGUCAUUUAUAAUCAACAAGCUGAUGUUUAUUCAUUUGGUUUGCUACUCUAUGACAUUUUGACAACUGGAGGUAGAAUAGUAGAGGGUUUGAAGUUUCCAAAUGAGUUUGAUGAAUUAGCAAUACAAGGAAAAUUACCUGAUCCAGUUAAAGAAUAUGGUUGUGCCCCAUGGCCUAUGGUUGAGAAAUUAAUUACAAAGUGUUUGAAAGAAAAUCCUCAAGAAAGGCCUACUUCUGCCCAGGUCUUUGACAUUUUGAAUUCAGCUGAAUUAGUCUGUCUGACGAGACACAUUUUAUUACCUAAAAACGUAAUUGUUGACUGCAUGGUUGCUACACAUCACAACAGCAGGAAUGCAAGCAUUUGGCUGGGCUGUGGGCACACCAACAGAGGACAGCUCUCAUUUCUUGACUUAAAUACUGAAGGAUACACUUCUGAGGAGGUUGCUGAUAGUAGAAUAUUGUGCUUAGCCUUGGUGCAUCUUCCUGUUCAAAAAGAAAGCUGGAUUGUGUCCGGGACACAGUCUGGUACUCUCCUGGUCAUCAAUACCGAAGAUGGGAAAAAGAGACAUACCCUAGAAAAGAUGACUGAUUCCAUCACUUGUUUGUAUUGCAAUUCCUUUUCCAAGCAAAGCAAACAAAAAAAUUUUCUUUUGGUUGGAACCGCUGAUGGCAAUUUAGCAAUUUUUGAAGAUAAAACUGUUAAGCUUGAAGGAGCUGCUCCUUUGAAGAUACUAAAUAUAGGAAAUGUCAGUACUCCAUUGAUGUGUUUGAGUGAAUCCACAAAUUCAACAGAAAGAAAUGUAAUGUGGGGAGGAUGUGGCACAAAGAUUUUCUCCUUUUCUAAUGAUUUCACCAUUCAGAAACUCAUUGAGACAAGAACAAGCCAACUGUUCUCAAGUGAUUCUAAAGUAUAUUCGAGGUUAAGAUAUACUGCAGACUGCAAUGUAUUGUUUUCUUACGCAGCUUUCAGUGAUUCCAACAUCGUAACAGUGGUGGUAGACACUGUUCUCUAUAUUGCUAAGAAAAAUAGCCCUGUUGUGGAAGUGUGGGAUAAGAAAACUGAAAAACUCUGCGAACUAAUAGACUGUGUGCAUUUUUUAAGGGAGGUAAUGGUAAAAGUAAACAAGGAAUCAAAACACAAAAUGUCUUAUUCUGGGAGAGUGAAAGCUCUCUGCCUUCAGAAGAACACUGCUCUUUGGAUAGGAACUGGAGGAGGCCAUAUUUUACUCCUGGAUCUUUCAACUCGUCGAGUUAUACGUAUAAUUUACAACUUUUGUGAUUCGGUCAGAGUCAUGAUGACAGCACAGCUAGGGAGCCUUAAAAAUGUCAUGCUGGUAUUGGGCUAUAACCGGAAAAGUACUGAAGGUACACAACAGCAGAAAGAGAUACAAUCUUGCUUGACUGUUUGGGACAUCAAUCUUCCACAUGAAGUGCAAAAUUUAGAAAAACACAUUGAAGUGAGAAAAGAAUUAGCUGAAAAAAUGAGAGGAACAUCUAUUGAAUAAGAGAGAAACAGGAAUUGUCUUUGGAUAGGAAAAUUAUUCUCUUGUAAAUAUUUAUUUAAAAAUGUUCACAUGAAAAGGGUACUCACAUUUUUUGAAAUAGCUCAUGUGUAUAUGAAGGAAUGUUAUAUUUUUAAUUUAAAUAUAUGUAAAAAUACUUACCAGUAAACAUAUAUUUUAAAGAACUAUUUAAAACACAAUGUUGUAUUUCUUAUGAAUACCAGUUACUUUUGUGCAUUAAUUAAUGAAAAUAAAUCUGUGAAAUACCUAAUUUAAGUACUCAUACUAAAAUUUAUAAGGCCGAUAAUUUUUUGUUUUCUUGUCUGUAAUGAAGAUAAACUUUAUUUUAAAUUCUAUGCUUAAGACAAGACUAUUGCUUGUUGAUUUUUCUAGAAAUCCGCAAGGUAGAAUGAAAAUAUUAAGACAGUUUCCCGUGUAAUGUAUUCCCUCUUAGAUUGCUUUGAAAUGCACUAUCAUAUAUGCUUGCAAAUAUUCAAAUGAAUUUGCACUAAUAAAUUCCUUUGUUGGUAUGUGAAUUCUCUUUGUUGCUGUUGCAGACAGUGCAUCUUACACAACUUCACUCAAUCCAAAAGAAAACUCCAUUAAAAGUACUAA
This is a messenger RNA of Macaca mulatta (Rhesus monkey), 8617 nucleotides long. Lineage: Eukaryota; Metazoa; Chordata; Mammalia; Primates; Cercopithecidae. The record is from RefSeq and is a predicted model, not a curated record.